Rotaria sp. Silwood2 is the source of this 1034-nucleotide messenger RNA. The record is from the annotation of a GenBank genome assembly. Lineage: Eukaryota; Metazoa; Rotifera; Eurotatoria; Philodinida; Philodinidae.
AUGGACAUUUCGGACAAAACGGAAGUAACAGGAGAAAUACUUCAUAAAGACACUUUUCAGUGUCUUUUCGAUCUUGAGUCAGUAUGUUGUAAAGAAGAUUCUAUGGAAGAUGAAGAUCUUGAUUAUCAACCACCUUAUGAUCCUUCGACUGGUGAAGAAAAAUUAAAAGAACAAAUAACAGCUUUGAACAAUUUUCUUUCUGCCUGUGACAGUAAAAGAAAAGUAAAUGUGACAACAUAUCACCCCGGAGCGGUUUUGAAGGGAAGGUGUUCGGUGAAUAAAAUUUUAUUCACCGAACACCUUCCAUUCAAAACCGCUCCGGAGUGAUGUAAUUUACGGUCAUAAAAUAAAUUUUCAUUUUGAUUAUACAAAGUGGUGAAGUAACAAUAUAUAUAACACAUAGCAAACCUUGGAAAAAAAUUUUCUAAAAGUCUAAUGCAUAAGAUUGGUAUCGUUAGAAAGAGGGCAAAAAACUGAGUAUUGUGCUAGAAUAUGAGCGCGGGGUAUAGUGUAGUCCCAAGCAAAAGUUUUUAAAACAAAAUUCCCUGCAGGAAGAACUUUUUUGUUCCUUCUUCAGUUUUUUCUUUCGUUCUGUCAUACGCGUAUACACAAAUAUAUAUAUAUGAACGACAGAACGACAAGAAAAAAAUUCUGUAUAUAUGUUCACAAGAGUGUAUAAAAUUCUUCACGAUGAUAAUUCAUAAUUGAAAUAUUAUUUAAAGAUUUAAUUAUAUAAUAAAAAUUUCAUAAAUUCUGAGCAUUAAAUUAGUUUUGAAAUUCCAUGAUUUAUUAAACGAAUAAAAUAUUUUUUAAUAUCUAAAACGUUCUUAUACUGAAUUUAUCUUGAAAAAUCUUUUUUUUAUUUCUUUUUCUUAAAAUAUUCCAUACGUAUAUGACACUCAAUUCAAUGAGUUAGAAGAAGCUUCACUUUUUCAAGCUGCAUCAAUCUGUCUACUGUUCGUCAUGUCUAUUAAAUUUUAUGAAAAAAGAUUAUGUUCCUGGUGAAUAAAAUUAGCAUAUUCGGAUUCAGCGUG